CAGGAUGCAUCGCCGAAAUAUUUCGCGCUUAUUUACCUUAUUUAUAUACUAAUUGUUUUCUGUUAAUUAUGAAUUCAAUCACGCAAAUUUAACAGUAAAUAUGACAGUAAAAUUUUGUGGAAGUUCAGUGAUGUGUUACGAUAGCCUAUUAUUACAACUAAUUAUCAAUUAAUGAUUACGAAUAAAUUAUUUUGUUGAAUAUGUGGAUCAAGCCGUAUGUUACUAAAAAUUAUUGCGCAGUGUAUAGGUAUUUUAAACGGUUAAAGGGGAGGAGAGAUCGUAAUGGACUGUUUAAUAGAUUUAUAUUUAAUUAAACCAUUGUGAUAAUGAUGGGUUUACAAUAGAAGACCCCUAAAGAAGUGGAUGGAAUAAGGAUGCCCCUGCGACAUGUCUUCAUUGCUCAUUUUUGGUACUGUUGCAUCAUUGCUGGUUCCGUCGGAAUUAAAAAAACCAUGGUCUCGGAUAGAUUGGACAACGUGACACAGACAAUCUCCAAGUUGCUAGAAGGAUACGAUAUUCGAUUGCGGCCUAAUUUUGGAGGUGAUCCCCUUCGUGUUGGAAUGGAUCUCACCAUUGCCAGUUUCGAUGCCAUAUCCGAAGUCAAUAUGGACUACACGAUCACAAUGUAUCUAAACCAAUAUUGGAAAGACGAACGACUGGCCUUUAGCACCGAUGAAGAAAUAUUAACACUUUCCGGAGAUUUCGCGGAGAAAAUCUGGGUUCCCGAUACGUUCUUCGCAAACGACAAAAAUAGCUUUUUGCACGACGUUACCGAGAGAAACAAACUGGUGAGAUUAAACGGCGACGGGGCAAUUACCUACGGAAUGCGUUUCACCACAACGCUCGCAUGUAUGAUGGACUUGCACUAUUACCCCCUCGAUUCCCAAAAUUGCACCGUAGAAAUUGAAAGUUAUGGAUAUACAGUUAUGGACGUCGUGAUGUAUUGGAAGGAAACUCCAGUUAGAGGCGUCGAGGAAGCCGAAUUGCCGCAAUUUACUAUAAUAGGUUAUGAGACUAACGACAGGAAGGAACGUCUUGCGACUGGAAUCUAUCAAAGACUUUCACUUUCAUUUAAAUUGCAAAGGAAUAUCGGAUAUUUUGUAUUUCAAACGUAUCUACCCAGUAUACUAAUCGUCAUGCUCUCUUGGGUGUCAUUUUGGAUUAAUCACGAAGCGACUAGUGCUAGAGUAGCUUUAGGUAUCACAACCGUCCUCACCAUGACCACCAUUAGCACCGGCGUUCGCAGUUCAUUACCUAGGAUAAGUUACGUAAAAGCUAUUGACAUAUACUUAGUGAUGUGUUUCGUCUUCGUGUUUGCUGCUCUUCUUGAAUACGCGGCUGUAAAUUAUACGUAUUGGGGAGCAAGAGCGAAAAAGAAGAGCAAAAAGUCAAAGGAAGUCGAAGAGAAAAGGCCAGGGACCAAAUCGACUGAUACAACUUAUCAACCGCACAAUGAAGACAUCAUUGAACUGCAAGACGUUCGCAUGAGCCCUAUAGCAUCAAUCAGAAAUCGACAUAACAGUUCGAAAUCAACAUCUGGUGGUGCCACGGGCGAAGUAGAUCCUUCAAAAUUUCCUCCUAGUUUUCGAAUUUCAAGAUCCGUAGGUUAUGGCUUCAAUCCCCGGUCCACGCCGGGUCUUCGUUAUAGAGGCUCUAAGGGAAAUCCACUUCAUAAACCGAAAGUUUUCCACGUAAUCCGUAAGGGCGCUUGCGCCCUAAAAGCGUCCAUGCCGAAAAUAAAAGAUGUAAAUGUUAUCGAUAAGUAUUCAAGGAUCAUAUUUCCAGUAACGUUUUUGUUAUUCAACGUCGGUUACUGGGCGUUUUAUUUCUUCGAGUGACGAGUACUUUUGCGUAGGUGCAUUCGGUAAAUUUCCUUGAGUCGAAGAUGUAAUUACAGACCUUGUGAUUAAAAUUGUGCGAAUGAAACUGUACAUAGAAGGUAAUGCGUAUAUACAUUUCGAACAAAUGGGAAUAUUGUACAUUCGUAUAUUUUUAUGUUAUAAGAAAAAAAUAUAUGUACCUAUUUAAGAAGAUGUAGGUCGGCAAAAUCAUAUUUUUGAAAGUUGAUGUUUGUUGAGGAUUGUUAAAACACCAAAAAUAGGGAGCGCAAUAUAUACUAUUAUUAUUAUCAUUUAAGGUGUGUGGGAAAAAGUCUAAGAUUUUUAAUUUUUACAAUUUUACAAACAAAAACUACAUCUUUAGAAUUCAGCAGUGAGGUUGAAACCAAUAUCGACAUUGAGUACCACUAUAAAUAGGGUGCAGUGGUACAGUCAGCAGUUAGUUCAGCUUAAAAGCUGGAAUCUCAAAUUUGCUGAGGCGGAUUCUACUGAAUUUUGGGGUAUCCAUCAACUCAUUAUUUCUGGUUAAAAAUAAGUCUUUCUAAAAAGGGAAAAGCGAACCUUCUCCUUGCUAAAAUUUUCAGUGGACUUCUAUAAUCCACUAUUAUAUGUGGUUUAGCGUUUGUUGAAAAGUCAGAACAUGCAACAUCAGAUGUUCUCUUUAAACAUUCGCAUUUACGUAGCGUAUCCAGAAAGUAAGUCUCCCUAUUGUUUUUUUUCUUUUAAAGUAAAAGUAUUGUUCAUGCGGUCCAUGCAACGGCGGCGGCCGCAGACCAACGGUUGAAGGUAAUCGGCCACGAUACAACACUUUCUCUUUUAUUUACACAUUUCCCUCUCUUUAAUUCCACUUCCUAAUUCUAUUAUGCGUAAAAUACACAACAUUUGCUUAUCUAAACGCGCACCUGCUAUAACGCAUCGGUUUACAAAUUAAAUUAAUUUUUAGCGAUAAGCAAUUCUUAUCUACGAAAGGAGAAGAAACAUGAGAUAAACUUUUUAAAUAUGACACAAGUAAUUUUCCUUAUCCUACAACACGUAAAUAAACAAUUAAAUAAACAAAUUACAAUGCGAACAUUUAGACAUCGUCCAUACUACGUAAAUUGUACACAACAAUACUUUUACUUUGAGACAAAAAAAUAGAGACCCUUACUUUCCGGAUGCGCUAGGUAUUUAGCUUUGUCGCCCUUAAACCGACGUUAGAUCUGUCGCCUUUUGAUGUUGUGUGAUAAGAUAGAGGGUAUUGGUAUAGGUAUACUUUAAUUUAAAAAAAAGCACUGAAAAUAAUAACACUCCCGUAAUAGUCGUACCUAGGGCAUUCCUCCCUCGUGACAUUCACGAUCGAAAUGUUUGUUCAUGAAAUAUUAUCCCACAAGAAACGUCAUUUUAGUAAUAUUCGCCUUUAAGUAAAAUUCAACCCCUUACGCUCGUGUGGUACUCACCAAGAGGUGAGCUUUCUUACAUGGGGUUAGUAUCCUUAGUAACAAAUACUCUGGGGACAAGAUUUUGGGGAAGGAUUUACCGCAUACGCUGUUUCGAAGUAUCCAUUUAAAUUUGAGCCCCUCCUCCGUAUUAAGUAAAAUGUAUAAGUUCCAAGAAUAUUUGCCUCGAUAAAUUUACCUAUUAUUAUUAUAUUAAACGAUUAGGGGGCGGUAGCCAUUUUUUUGCUCCUUAAGGGAGCGAUUCUUCAGAAAAGGUUGGGUAAGCUAUGAAUGACUUCUUUUUAUGUCAAGGAAUGACAAUUAUCCUUGCAAUACCACUCGGUAUGGGAAACAUGGGCAACUAUUCACCUGCCUUGAAUUUUUUUGGAGAAAAUGUUCUGGGAGCGAGUUUCUGUCGGGAGAAUACUGCGAGCUUACCCGGGGACGAGUUUUGUUAGUAAUAAACUGGAGGCGAAUCUUUACCGGUGAAACGAGUUUUCCAGGGUGAGUUUACUACACCCCUAAAUUAUCAAUUUUUUGAACUUGCAGUAAGAUAAGAUCCAAAAUAUUCGUCCCCAGAAAAUCCGGUUCUAGAAUAUCCCGCAUCCAAGAAUUGGAUCACGAAAUUCCCGUCUCCGUGACUUAUUCCAGUAUCGUGCAGAAAAUUCAUCCCAAUGACGUCGCCCCUGAAAUAUUAUUUUACUCGAAACGCCCACCCUGUGAUGUACACAAUCAAGAAACCUUGCCGGAAAAUUUACUAAACCUUGAUUCACCUCCAAAAAAAAAUCUUGUAGGUACCUUCCCCCCAAGAACUUGGCUGUAAAAAUACCCGCAUAUUCCACCCGCAAAUUGCCCGCCAGCGCCGUUAUGAAUAAAAUAUGUGGGUCUUGGGUGUAUGGAAUCCUGUAUAAAAGCGUCAACCUCAAGUACUAUUGUAGGCCUGGAGAGAAGUUCUUUGAAUGGUAGACACCCCAUUUGAAAUUAAUAAUUUACUAUUGCUUCUUGGGAACUCAAUUUGACCUAGUUCACCUGAGUAAAAUGGGUUCUGGUUUUUUUAAAUCACUAAAAUACAGGGUUAGGUUUUGGGCUAUUUCAUAACCUAUCUUCAAAAGUAAAGGGUAGACUGAGUUACCGGUCCAAAUUCGGUCGCGAGCCACUGUGCUAACCGAAACACUCGGUCACGCAGUUCAUAUUCAAGUUAGGAUUUAAGACCAUCGACAAUCGCACUGUUUUUUACAGAACCCAAACUAAAAUCUUUACCUGCGUCCCUACCUGGCUGUACAAAUAUUCAAUCGCAACUGACCGGCGGGUAAGUGGUCGCCUGAUCCUGAAUCUUUGCAGGCGGUUUCAAUAUUGUCAAGAUUGUAAGAGGAAAAAUGCCGCAUGGUAUUCGGUCCACAUUUUCCUUGAGUGUGUUUCCAAAGAAGAGUUGCGUUGGUUCUGAACAUAAAUAUAUUUAAGGGACCGAGCAUUCAGGAGCAAAUUUACCGUACACGAAUUUUUAAUUUAUCUGAAAUUCCAAAUUCAAAAACAUUUUACUUUCAAGAAUUUCGGAAAAUUCACCUCCUAAAUAACACAAGUAGGUACGUAUGUACAUUACAAAUACGUAGUACGUACAGCACUCGAUUAACGGACGUACUUGUCACGUACACUUACGGUUCAUGUACGUACAUGGUACGUUAUUUUUACACUACUUUGUACAUGCUAGGUACGUACUUUGUCCUACGUACAUUAGACAUACUGUUGUGUAUGUAUAAUCUACUUGCCCACGUACGGCAAAGUACGUAUCUAGCAUGUACAAUGCAACAAGUGCAAAAAUAAUGUACGUACAUGAACCGUCAAUGUAAGUGAAAUGUACGUCCGUAAAUCCAGUGCUGUACAUACUAUGUAUUUGUGAGAUAUCCUGAGAGUGAAUCUUCGGGAUUAUCCUGUCUUGAAAUUCCCGCAGCACGGAAAUUCACCCCUACUCGCAACGAGGAAUUCUCGUCACCCAAAUCGAUUCGUACCCUACCCUCGUGCUCCAAAGCAAUGUUUACAUUUUACAAUAAAGACAUUAAUGUCGGCAUCCAUUUUAAAGAAGUUUACAUACGACCAUGAAGAAGAUCGCGGAAUGUAAGCGUAUAAAGACCAGACCACUACCGAAGUCUUAAAAUUUCAAACUGCUGCAGCAGGUUAUACUCCAUUGAUGCAUUCAUUUUGGAAGAGAUCUCCUCCUCCAACCAAACUGCACACAAUUUCAGAUUAUUAAUUGUUUUCUACCCCAUUCUACUAGGUUUCUGCAUUGAGGCUAGGUAAUCUUAGACUUUUCCUCCAUCGACCAAAAUUUAUCUUUAAAGCAAUAAAUUUGUCAAAAAUGUGAUGCGUUGCUUGUUAAGAUUGUACCAAAAACGCUUAUGAAACUAUAUAAAUUACGCAUCAGAUUAUUUUUGAAUCGCAAAUCGCCUGCUAAAACUCGAUUGUAUUUAAGGGUGUCAUCCCUAGAUGUGUGCUUCUCUAAUUUAAUAACGGCGAAAUUGUUACGGAUAACCGUAGAGGUAAUAGUUUAAAUCAAAUCUGUAGCGGUACUGUGCAUUGUAGUGGUUCAAAUUAAAACAAACAGAACUUCCAUUGAGAUUUGUAUCAGCUACAAACUAUGACCUCUGCCUAAUUAUUAAAGCAGUAAAAUUGUUUAGCAACAUUAAGAUAAUAAAAAUUAGAUAAAAUACUUUAUAUUUAGGGAUCGAAAUUUGGGUACGAUAUUUAAUUUUUCGUAGCUUGUAAGAUCACAUUUUUCAUUCGGAGAUUUUGUAAAUUAUAGUAUAUUGUUAGUAAGUAAUUCCUUUUUAGAUAGAGCUGUGAAGACUUUUCAUUACUUAUUAAACAAUGUAAGGUAAAUUUCUAUGAAUGUUGAAUGUAUUAAAUUUUAACAGUUCCUGUUCUGAAGUCUAUCUACGUUGAAUGUAACCCCAAGAUUA
Messenger RNA from Photinus pyralis (common eastern firefly), 6207 nucleotides. RefSeq names its product gamma-aminobutyric acid receptor subunit beta-like (gene Lcch3). Gene Ontology annotation, cellular component: neuron projection; synapse; GABA-A receptor complex. NCBI's taxonomy places the organism in Eukaryota, Metazoa, Arthropoda, Insecta, Coleoptera, Lampyridae. The record is from RefSeq and is a predicted model, not a curated record. The coding region runs from base 375 to 1838 and encodes 487 amino acids. Gene Ontology annotation, biological process: chemical synaptic transmission; monoatomic ion transmembrane transport; regulation of membrane potential. The transcript is spliced from 9 exons. Gene Ontology annotation, molecular function: neurotransmitter receptor activity; GABA-A receptor activity; extracellular ligand-gated monoatomic ion channel activity.